UCUCUGUGUGUCUGGACCGUGAUGGCGGAGGACAGCGAGUCCGCGGCGAGCCAGCAGAGCCUGGAUCUGGACGACCAGGACACCUGCGGCAUCGACGGCGACAACGAGGACGAGGUGGAGCAUGCGAAGGGGAGUCCUGCUGGGGAUCUUGGUGCUAAAAAGAAAAAGAAGAAGCAAAAAAGAAAAAAAGAAAAGCCAAAUUCUGGGGGAACCAAAUCUGAUUCUGCAUCAGAUUCUCAAGAAAUUAGAACACAACAGCCUUCAAAAAAUCCAGCCAUUCCAAUGCAAAAGCUACAGGAUAUUCAGAGGGCAAUGGAGCUGCUUUCUGCAUGCCAAGGACCUGCGAAGAACCUUGACGAGGCAAGCAAACGUAAAUACCAGUUUUGGGAUACACAGCCUGUACCCAAACUUAACGAAGUUAUAACAUGUCACGGCCCUAUUGAGCCUGAUAAAGACAACAUUCGCCAAGAGCCAUACUCUCUGCCUCUGGGUUUUAUGUGGGAUACACUGGAUUUGAGCAAUGCUGAGGUGUUGAAAGAAUUAUACACUUUGCUUAAUGAAAAUUAUGUUGAGGAUGAUGAUAACAUGUUUCGAUUUGACUAUUCUCCUGAGUUUUUACAAUGGGCGCUGCGUCCUCCUGGAUGGUUAUCUCAAUGGCACUGUGGCGUCAGGGUUUCCUCUAACAAGAAACUAGUGGGUUUUAUAAGUGCGGUUCCUGCUAACAUUCGUAUUUAUGAGAAGUUAAAGAAGAUGGUAGAAAUCAAUUUUCUUUGUGUACAUAAAAAGCUGCGAUCGAAGCGAGUGGCUCCCGUGUUGAUACGAGAAAUAACAAGAAGAGUUAACUUAGAAGGGAUAUUCCAGGCUGUUUACACAGCAGGUGUUGUUCUUCCGAAGCCCGUAUCUACUUGUCGGUAUUGGCAUCGGUCAUUGAAUCCUAGAAAACUGGUGGAAGUGAAGUUUUCUCACCUUAGUAGAAAUAUGACGUUGCAGAGGACAAUGAAGCUGUACAGACUACCAGAUGCUCCAAAGACUGCAGGUUUACGACCAAUGGAAAGAAAGGAUAUCACAAUGGUGCAGCAGUUGCUAAAUGAGUAUCUGAGCCAGUUUAAUCUCGCCCCUGUAAUGGAUGAAGAUGAGAUAUUGCAUUGGUUCCUUCCUCAGGAGAACAUCAUAGACACCUUUGUUGUGGAGAAUUCAAAUGGUACGUUAACCGAUUUUCUCAGUUUCUACACUUUACCCUCAACCGUUAUGCACCAUCCCGCCCAUAAAACUCUCAAAGCAGCUUAUUCAUUCUACAACAUCCACACAGAAACUGCUUUGUUGGACCUCAUGAACGAUGCACUAAUUAUUGCCAAAUUGAAAGGUUUUGAUGUGUUUAAUGCUCUCGAUUUGAUGGAAAACAAAACUUUCCUGGAAAAACUGAAGUUUGGUAUAGGUGACGGCAACCUGCAAUAUUACCUGUUCAACUGGAGGUGCCCAGCUAUGGAAUCUGAAAAGGUUGGUUUAGUGUUGCAGUAAGAGUGUCUUUAAUUCGAGACAUUUGCAGUCACAAGAGGUGCUUACGACACGCCGCUACUGAGAAGCUAAAAGCACAAAAGAAAGGGAAGGAAAACAAAACGACCAAAAACAUGGAAGUGAAGCAAAAACAGUGCAGCUUGGCAGAAUUUGACACCUCACAAAUAUGAUUUUAUGGCGUCAUUGGUUUUCUCUGGACGCACAUAAACAUCAAAGUGAUAGAAACAAACUCAAAGCACAUUCCUUUAGUUUGGAAACAUAAUAUUCUUUACCGUAAACAUGACAGACUACAUAGUCUUUAAUUCACUAUCUUAUUUUCCCUUUUUCUUUUUUUUUUUUCUUUCUUUUUUUUGAAACUGCAAAGUGCAUGAAAUAAUGUAAAAAAUUGUCAGGUUUGGUAAAACGCCCUUGAAAAGCUACUUGUUUACCAGAAGGAUUGACUGAUAUUUUGAUUUGCUGAAUGAAAAUCAUGUAAUGGAUGGAAGUCCUUAAUGCAAACUCCUUGGUUUUAUCCACAUUUUCAUCUUGUCUUCUACAAUGGGCUCUCCACCAUGAGAAAGUCCACGAAAAAAAAUAUUUUUAUAAUUGGGUCAAAUAUGACUGUUUUCAGCCUGGGUUACUGCUGAUAUUUCUUUCCGCUAAUUAUUAAGACAUGAAAAAAGAGGACUUUAACGACCGAUGUUCUUUUUAGGCCAUGCCAUAAAGCUUUGAGCUUUUCUUGCUGUUAACAAUCUAGCCAUCAUCAUGGGGAUCUUAUUAACAGCUUCAGAGAUAUGGAUUGCCUACCCUUCUUUUGGGCAUGAGCUUGGCCUCAAAUGACUAAAAGAACCGUUUCUCAAAAAAAAAAAUUCAGGACUGAAUUGGUGACACCUAUGAUCACCAUUCUAUAGACAGCCAAUUUAAAAGCAUUAACUGCUUUUGUGUAAAAGACCCUUUCAGUCAGAUCUACAGGAUCAAUGUUCCACUAAAUGGAUCAAUUUCUAAAAUAGCCAGGUGAUCCUUGCAGUUCCCUAUCAAUAGUACAGAAAUCACAAGUCUCUGGCUUGUUAAGUAGAGUUGUGGUACACUUCAAGAAGAUAAUUGAUUUUAAUCUGACAAUUACCUGCUAGAGGUUGAAAUCAAACUAUAAUGACUAGGCUCUUAUUAACUGAUGACCUUUUUAGAUUCAUUCUCCCUUGUACGUUUGCAAAUUAAGUCUCCGGAGAAAUGUCAAUCAAGUAUUUAGAAGAGGUCUUUUAUACCAUUCUUCACUAGAAACUGAACUCUGCUUAGGGUACAACCCUAACAAUGAAUGUUAUUCAUAAUUCAAGACAUUUAAAAUAGGAAUGAAAAAAACAAUGUGUUUAAAACAAAAAUCCAAGUCUGUAUUUGCAAGACUGGUACUUUAGCUGUUACAGUAAUUUAUAUUCAGGUAAAAGUGUUGCUGUAAAUUGCAUAUAACAUCAGAGUCUGUCAUAUAAUUGAUUUAUUUUCUGUUAUAUCAAGGCAUUCAAUGGGUUACCUUUGCAUAUAAAUUGCCAAAAAUAACAGGACCUGUACAUGUAUAUAUAUUUUUAAAUAUCUGUCAGAAUUGUUUUAUCACUGGGCCCAAUGACUUAUCUCCUGCAACUAAUUUUAAGGUACGGUUAGCAGAUUUUCAAACGUGAAAAUUAAAUUGUGAUAAUCUUUGGUAAUAGGGCAUUUCAGUGUCGACAGUUGAUUAACAUGUCUUCAGAGAACUGACCUUGACAUUACGGUUUGUGUUUUUCUGGCAUUUAUUCGCUAAACCUGGAAAUGGUCAAGAAUUAAAAAAAGGAAUUCUAAUGUUUACACCAAAAGACAUGACAAAUCGACGCUUCCCAUUUCAGCUACUUUGACAAAAAAAAAAAAAUUGCAAUUUAUUUUUACAUUUUCCAUGAUACCCAGUUUAAUGAGGACUGACUGGUCUGGGUCUGUUUUCCUAAUAAAUAAUUUGGCAUACCACACGGAUUAUGAAUAGAGAACAUUUAUGGCAUUGCUUUACAAGUUUUUAGUACUUUGCUCCAGAAUUUGUUGCACUUAACAUGCAUUAUAUUUAAAGUCCAACAUUCCAGUUACACAGAUAGUCCCAUCAUGUCUCCAAAAUGUAUAAAAUUGGUUAUCACCUUAACAAACCUAAAUUAAACUACCAUUUUUAAAUUUUCUUUUUAAAUAUAAAUAAAAAGUAUUUCUCCACUGUGGCAAAACAGUCUAGUUCCAGUUUGUUUUUCCCCCAAUCUGCUUUUUUUUUCUUUUUUUUUUUUUUUUUCUGAUUUAGUACAUUUAACAUUCGUUAUUGCUUUUUUUUUCCUCCUCAAUUACCCAGGCUUGAAAACUGCCCCUCUAGACUAAAAUUGGAUGUGAUUUUGUUAUUUUAUUCACCUUAACAACUUAGUCACAAUAAAUACUGUGAAUGGUGUCUAAUGGACCUAUUAACAAGCAACCGUAAACCUGACAAUCUCUCCAAGGAACAGCAUGUAAUAAUGUUGUAGCGCACACCUGCCUUGUUGUGCCAUUGUCCUUAUGCAAUAUUUAUGUUAUGAUAGUUACUGCCGUGAUUCAUUAAUGCGGAGAUAAUCAAAAUAUCGGACAAUGAUCUCUCACAGGUGACCCUGUUUCUCUGCCUGUUGCUGCAAUGAAUCGAAGAACAAUCAAUGCUGCUGCUUGUGGUUACAAAGUUGCCAGUGUGAUUAUGUCCUGCAUAUUCUAAAAUCUAUUCUCUUGCCUUUUUAGGACGUGUUAACUAUCUAUUUAAAGGGGCCAGUCACCAUGUGUGAUGUAUCAUAAUUCCAUAGCCUUAUGUAGUGAAGCCUUCUUACACACUUGGGACAAUCGGCAUUAAUGCUUAUAGAUGUCAUACAUUAUUUAUGUGAUUCAGUUUGUAGUUAUCACCCUAAUUGUCCCUAAAGUUAUUUUUAGUGGGCAAAAUAGUAGUUAUUACGCUUUAUUAGCCGAUCUUGUUUUCUGCAAGGCUGUCCCUAUUAUAAAAUCCCUAAUGUGAAAAUUUCAAUUGUCUCUUACCUACUCCCCCCUCCCCUAAAGGAAAAAUCAGCUUAAUUUUAAUUGUACAGAAGUGUGUUUAGUAGCAGAUCAUAUUCUAUAUCAUUAUAAAGUACUGCAUGAAUAUUAUUAUUACAGUGUGGUAGUAUUGCUUAUUCUAUCACUAAUUAUUAGUGGACGAUAAAGUGACAGAUACAUUGGGUCAACAGUAUCGUAAAACCACAAUGACAGUGACUCUGUUAUCAGGCAUUUUAUGUGCACCAUCAUUCCGUACUGUAAAUGCUGCCUAUAACUUGUGUUGACCAUUUUUCUUUUUAAAUCUAUUAAGCAGAUUUUUUUUUUCUAUUUUAUUAAAUAAACGAUUUCUAACUAGUAGUAAUCGUGAUGCACUUUGAGCAUUUUGCAUCAUUCCGUUGUAACAAUGCAUCACCUGUUCCUGUGAGUUGGAAUGUUGGGAAGUAUCUGCUUGACAAAACUUAAUGGGAGAGGUUCUGCAACAGCUGGGGUUUACCUUUUAUCAACUCAUUUUAAACAGUAUUUAUUUAAAGGUACAACCCAGUGCUCCAGUUUUACUUUUCUAAAAUAGUCUACUUAAUGUUUAAGCAUGAUACUGUCAUUUUAUUUCCAGGCAGAUCAUGAAUCCUUAAAUAAAACCAAACUCCGCAUUUGGCAUAUUCCAAGAUUUUGUUCUUAGAAUGCCCAAAGACAUGUUGGUGAGAAGUGUCUAACCUUGCCCCUUCAGCAGAUCUACAUUCCCAGAAUUCUCUGCCACGGAACUGCUGCCAGAGAAUUCUGGGAAAUAUAACCUAAUAGCAGAAGGUUGCACACAUGCGUGCUAAAUUUCAAAGUAACAGUGUAUGACCAACAAAAUUAAUGUUUGCCAAAUGUGAACAUAUAUUUUUUAACACUGACCAGGUUUCAAUGACUGCAGAAUAUUUUUUUUAUGUACUGAAUUUCUUCACUUAACAUGGAACUAGAACAUGUUAAUAUAAUGAGCCUCCCGGAACUGGGAACAAGCGUAUUUGGCUGGUUAAUCGGUUCUAGGCUGUGUAAUAAAACAUUUUUAAUGCUGUUGCAA
This is a messenger RNA of Pelobates fuscus (common spadefoot toad), 5590 nucleotides long. RefSeq names its product N-myristoyltransferase 2 (gene NMT2). The coding region runs from base 22 to 1518 and encodes 498 amino acids. Gene Ontology annotation, cellular component: cytoplasm. Gene Ontology annotation, molecular function: glycylpeptide N-tetradecanoyltransferase activity. NCBI's taxonomy places the organism in Eukaryota, Metazoa, Chordata, Amphibia, Anura, Pelobatidae. The record is from RefSeq and is a predicted model, not a curated record. Gene Ontology annotation, biological process: N-terminal peptidyl-glycine N-myristoylation. The transcript has 12 exons.